Messenger RNA from Scaptodrosophila lebanonensis, 3221 nucleotides. It is a transcript of the gene RhoGAP92B, whose product is annotated as rho GTPase-activating protein 92B. Gene Ontology annotation, molecular function: protein binding; GTPase activator activity. Lineage: Eukaryota; Metazoa; Arthropoda; Insecta; Diptera; Drosophilidae. The record is from RefSeq and is a predicted model, not a curated record. The transcript is spliced from 5 exons. Gene Ontology annotation, cellular component: intracellular anatomical structure; cytoplasm. Gene Ontology annotation, biological process: positive regulation of GTPase activity; signal transduction; regulation of actin cytoskeleton organization. The coding region runs from base 136 to 2475 and encodes 779 amino acids.
UCGCUGGAGAAUGACUAAUUUGUUAACUAUAUUGAAUGUCGAGCUAAUUACACACUAACAGUAACAACAAUAAAGUGCAUCUUACGUUCAAACACUGACGACCACUGUGUGCAAGGCGACGACAACAAAAACAACAUGAAGAAACAGUUUGCAAAAAUAAAAAUUGCCGCUGAAAAUUUAAGGUCAAAUAAAACGGACUGCAAAGAUUAUGAACUGGAGACGAUUGAAAAGCAGGUGGAUAGAUACCGUGAUACCAUUGAGAAAAUAGUUCGUAAGCUGCCAGCGCUGAGUAGCAGCAGUAGCAGUAGCAGCAACAACAAUGGAACAGUUACCAUUGAGGAGCACGAUAAACGCAUCAAAAAGAAUACGCACUACAAAAUAGGCCAAACAUUGGAUGAGUCCGCUCAAAUGUUGUCCAAGGAUAUGGCAUUGCAAAAGGUGCUGGCAAAUUGCGGCGAGCUGGAGAAAACAAUUGCCGAGUGCAUCAUCGAAAAUGAGUUGGAAACGGAGACCAAAGUUGUGCGACGUUUAAGACAUAUCUUGGAAAAAGAAAUACAAGAGAUCUCAAUAUCAAAGCGGAAUGUCUCGCGCACAUUACAGGAAUAUACAUCACUAAAGCGCAGUUAUGAGACCGCCCUGAAGCUGGAUGAGCCCGCUGCCAAAGUGAAUCACAUUAAGAGCCAGCAGGAGGAAUGUGAACUGAAGCUGGAAAAGGAGCGCGAUGCUUGGGCAGCGCAAAUGCUUGAGCUGAUUGCCAAAGAGGAUGAGAUUGUCAAUUGCAUACGUGAUUAUGUGCUGAACCAAAGAAAUUAUCACGAGCGUGCGUUGCAGCAUGUGAAUGCCUCAUUGGCGCGCAUUCAGGACACCAUACAGGGCACCGAAAAGUCACGCUUUGGCACCUCACUGAAGGAGCAUCUCAGCUCAACGCAUCGUGAGAUUUCCUACAUUGUCGAGCUCUGUUGUUGCUGCCUGCUGGAGAAUGGACUCGAUGAAGAGGGGCUGCUGCGCGUGGGCUGUGCCAGCACUAAGCUGAGACGCAUGAAGCAUGCGCUGGAGGCGCAACAUGUAAAGACCCCGUUACCAGUCGAAUAUCAAGACCCCCAUGUGAUUGGCUCCAUACUGAAGCUCUAUUUGCGGGAGCUGCCCGAGCCAUUGCUCACCUAUGCCCUCUACAAGGACUUCAUACGGAUUGCGGAGCGCCACAGCGAGGCGGAACGCAAAACGGAGAUUAAAGCCAUUCUAGGCAAGCUGCCCAAAGAGAAUUAUGCGAACCUUCGCUAUCUCACGCGCUUUCUCUGGCUAGUCAUGCAGCGUUCCGAUCAGAACAAGAUGAGUUCCCAGAACCUGGCCAUUGUUAUGUCCCCCAAUAUGCUGUGGCCACGCGUCGACAAGAGCAGUAAUGCCCCCGCGGACUAUUUGGGUCAAGUGAAUAGCUCAUCGGCGGCGAAUAUUAUUGUCGAGCUCUUGAUCAGUCAGUGGGAGUAUUUCUUUGAUGGCGAAGUCGAUUUCUUUGUCACGCUGCAGCGACUUAAACUUUUCGUGGAGGGCAAAAGCAAAUCGAAUUCAUCGAACGAGCAUUUAGAUAAACAUGACGGUGAAGUUCUGGAGAGUCCGCGUUAUGGCACGUUGCGUCGCCAAAAACCAAAUGCGCCCUCGCCGCCGAACAAGAAUGAUGCCACGCCACAUGCAAAUACAAAUGGAGGCAGCAUGGAUAGCGCACAUCGUCCGCAUGCCAAGGAACUAUUCCCACAGCAGCAGGAGCGACAGCCAGAGAAGCCCGCCAAGCCGCCGCUGCCAAAUCUGCCGCAGUUCCAGCAACACCAACAGCAGCAGCAGCAGCAACAACCCUCGCAGACUCAACUGGAAGCUCAAGCACCGCCGCCUUUAACGCCCGCCAAACCCGUGCCAAUGACCCGCACCCAAUUCUUUGGCCUGGACAAUUUGCCUUCGCCAACGGCAGAUCGGAAGAGCACAGAUAGCAUUGGCUCCUUCAAGCUGAAGCCCGAUUUGCCACAGAAACCACAACUGCCAAAGCGACCCGCAGUGCUGAACUUUGGUGGAGCGCCCAGUGGCAACAAAAGCGAUGAUGAAGGCACAACAACACCUACGCAGGCACAAAUAGAUAACAAUGGCGGCUUGGUGAGGUAUACGGCGGAAAAAUUUAUUGAUAAGUUGCGGCAGGAAAAUUGUGAUACGAAUGGAGGUGGCGGUGAAUUACUUGGCGCUUUCACGAAAAAGGAGACAAAGGAGCUCAAUAAUCACAAUAACCAUGAACAAUUUCUGUCAGCAGAGCAGCAGCCGCCACAACAGUCAACAACAACAACAACAGCAGCAGCAGCAACUACAAUUACGACAAGCAAUAAGGAGCAGCAGCCAACACCAACCACGCCCAUAUCGCCAAACUCAUUUCAAACGCCGAAAAGGCCAACGGUGCCAGCGCCGCCACCGCCCACAAUACGCAAGCAGGCAGACUAGUUCUUCAAAAAACUUUAAUUUUGUAUUUAGACUCAUGCAAGGCAAACAAAAAAUAAUAUACAAUAUUAAUAGUCAACAGACUUGUUGUUGUUACCGCAAUGAAGUUGCGUUGGCCACAGACUCGAGCACGCACAGUAUGUAAUUAAUUUUUUAAAAGGCAGUCAAACUAUAAUAAAAAGGCUAACGCCAACGCUUGCAACAGCAAUAACAAGAAUAAGAGGAGCAAGGAGAUAAAAAUUGUUAAAUAGAAUGCAACAAAUUUAGUUUUGUGUGCAUUUUGCAUUUGUAUUUUGAAAUGCUUUGCAUUGCAGUUUAAUUUGUAUGUGUUUAGCCAUAUAACUACUAUAUGCAUAUAUCAAAUGAUAUCGCUAUCUAUCUAUAUAUAUACCUACAAAUAUAUAUACAUAGUAUGUAGUCUGUAACUCAUUUGUGGAAAAUCCACAAAACUUAAUAUUUAAAAUGCUGCUGCCCACUGAACGCAAACCCCAAGUCGACAGUUUUUAAUUUUGUUAAACAAUGAAAAUCCCUUAUUUAAGGUUGUGAUAGAAAACAGAAGAAGCAAAAAGGUUUGUGUUUCCUUUAAUUUUUGCUUUGCUUUUGUAACAUUGUACGAUGAAAGACAACGUCUCAUGUGAUUUUUAGUGAAGCAGAGGAAAGAAUUUAAUUUGAAUUGAAAAUUGAUUUUUCUUUAAUGUGUAAUUCGGGCGAAUGAUACAACAUGGAACCAAUGUAUUCUAAAAUAUUUU